AUGUCACUUGCGAUCGCUGAUCUACUCGUCACAACAACAGUUAUGAUACCGGGAUUUAUCUAUGAAGUAAAACAAAGAUGGAUAUUUGGUAGAGUAUUUUGUAAUGUAUGGGUAGCAAAUGAUAUUACAUUUUGUACAGCAUCUAUUUUACAUCUAGUUGCUGUUAGUUUUGAUCGAUAUGUUGCUAUUGAAAAUCCACUUAAAUAUAAACAAAAAAUGACUAAACGAAUGAUAUUUAUUAUAAUUGGUUGUAUAUGGUUGAUAAGUGUUCUUCUUUCAUAUGGACCUGUCUUAUUAGGUUUAUAUAGUCACAUAAAAAUUGAUCGACAAUCACCACAAUCUGAUGAAUGUGGUAUGAGACCAAAUCGUCUUUAUUCGAUAAUAUCAUCUUCGACAUCAUUUUAUAUUCCACUUAUAAUUAUACUUUUUCUUUAUGGACGAAUAUUUAUAACAGCACGAAAACAUUCACAUGAAUUACAAAAACUUGAAAGUAUUAUUAAGCGUUUACAUAGUGAUGAAAAAUUUGUUAUAGAAAAUACGAAAUGGAAUAGAAAUAUCAAAGCUAUACGAACAUUAGGUAUUGUUGUUGGUGUAUUUAUUGCUUGUUGGUUACCAUUUUUUAUUAUGUAUCUUGGAUUAGCCUAUUGUGAUUAUAAAUGUCUUAAUCCAAAUAUAGAACGUUAUAUUACAUGGAUUGGUAAAUUUUUAUUUUUUGUUCUAUUAAAUAUUUACCAUGGAAUUUCAGGUUAUGCUAAUUCAUUCUGUAAUCCCAUGAUUUAUGCUUUCUCAAAUAAAGAAUUUCGAAAUGCUUUCUUUGAAAUUCUUCAUUAUAAUAAUUAUCGAUGCUUUUCAUGUUCGCCUGGGAAUAAAAUUCGUACAUCUGUCAGUAAAUCUACUUAUUCUAUGAAUACGAAAUUUACACCACAAAUACAAUCACGACAAGCAAGUGUUAUACAACAUUUCGGUCAAAUGCCGCGUGAUAGUAGGCUUUCCUAUGAUACAAUACGUUCAUCGAAAAUCACUAAAAAACCGAUAUUAAAUGAAACUAUAAAUACACUUGAAAUGCAAACAUUAACAAAUCAACAUUCGACAACUGAAGCUUUUAAAGAACUUGAACAUUUAGUACCAAAUGGUAUUCCGAGUGAAGCAACAAUUUCCGAAAUGAGUUCAUUACUUUAUGAUCAAGAUGAUACACGACCUGAAUUACUACUUACAAAAAAAACAACAGAACCAAUUCAUACAAAUUAUACUUGA
This is a messenger RNA of Adineta steineri, 1254 nucleotides long. NCBI's taxonomy places the organism in Eukaryota, Metazoa, Rotifera, Eurotatoria, Adinetida, Adinetidae. The record is from the annotation of a GenBank genome assembly.